Messenger RNA from Xiphophorus maculatus (southern platyfish), 1544 nucleotides. Its product is annotated as surfeit locus protein 1. NCBI's taxonomy places the organism in Eukaryota, Metazoa, Chordata, Actinopteri, Cyprinodontiformes, Poeciliidae. Bases 21 to 947 code for a protein of 308 amino acids. The record is from RefSeq and is a predicted model, not a curated record. Gene Ontology annotation, biological process: mitochondrial respiratory chain complex IV assembly. Gene Ontology annotation, cellular component: membrane; mitochondrion. The transcript is spliced from 9 exons.
GUGUCGGCUUGUUUUCGUCAAUGUUUUCACCCAACAUGGCUUCUCUGAAAUCCCUGCUGGCUUUCUCCAACAGGCUUCUGCCGACAUUAAGGAAGCAGACUCCUGCCACUAACAUCAAGAGGACUUUCUUCCUCCCAGCACUCUUCAAACGCGCAGACGGCGGGUUUGUUGUCUGUGGUCGAAAGUGCAGUUCUACUGCAGCCAAUGCAGAGAAAAGCGAGGACGCCUUCCUGAAGUGGUUCCUGCUGCUCAUCCCUGCAACCACCUUUGGCCUGGGUACAUGGCAGGUGAAAAGGCGUCAGUGGAAGAUGGGAUUGAUCGAUGAACUGAGACGCCUCACCACAGCGGAGCCUAUUCCUCUUCCUCCUGAUCCUCUUGAAGUGAACAAGCUGGAGUAUAGAAGGGUGAAAGUGCGCGGGCACUAUGAUCACUCUCAGGAGCUGUACAUCAUGCCCCGCUCCCCUGUCAACCCAGAGAAAGAGGCCAGGGAGGCAGGAAGCCUGUCCUCGAGUGGAGAGAUUGGAGCAAACGUCAUCACCCCUUUUCAUUGCUCUGACCUUGGCAUCAAAAUCCUGGUCAACAGAGGAUACGUACCAAAGCAGAAAAUACGACCGGAGACCAGAAUGAAGGGGCAGGUGGAGGAUGAGGUGGAGGUGGUGGGGGUCGUCAGGCUGGCGGAAACACGCAAACCUUUUGUACCAAACAACGACGAAGAGAGAAAUCGCUGGCAUUACCGUGACCUGGAGGCCAUGUCUCGCAUCACUGGGGCUGCUCCCAUCUUGAUCGACGCCGACUUCAAAAGCACUAUUCCAGGGGGACCAGUUGGAGGACAGACCCGGGUCACACUAAGAAAUGAACACAUGCAAUAUAUCAUAACUUGGUAUGGUUUGUGUGCAGCUACUUCCUACAUGUGGUAUGCAAAGUUCAUCAAGAAGAUUAAAAUGUAAUCAUGUAUCACUGAAAAUUAUGUUACAGCAAUUCUUGAAGAUGUUGACUAUCAAUGCAUUACUGCCCAUGUACUCAAGAAUACAAAUGAAUACCUUAUGAGCAUUUUUUGUUGCAAAGUUGAAAUUUUAUCUAGCAAAACAAUUAUGCUAGGUGAUUCUGAAAUUCAAAAGGUUGUUAUAAAAGUAUAGUUUCUGUAUGUCCAGGUAACUUCCAUGGUAGACAUUUUAGGAUUAUUGCUUAAAUGUAACAUUGCAUUACAAAGGAUAGAACCUGUUCUGCACAUCUCCAAAAGGAAUGAGCUGGUAGAAAAUUUAUGAAUUUUUACUACUAAAAAAUAAUGCAGUUCCUGGAGAUUUUUUUCUAGUCAGCAACUUGUAAUUUUAAAUAUCCCCUGUAUUGGUAUUGCUCAGCAACUGGCACACAGAAUACACUAUGGAUACUUUAAAUCUUAAAAUUAGCACGGAAAAUAUGAACAUGUAGGACUGUUUAACAUUGUAAAAUCCUGCUUUAUAACACCACAAACCAUAUAGACCUAACAAAACCAGUUGCAAAGCCUCUAGCUGCAGGACAUUCCAUUAAAAUGUUUUAAAAUGGAA